This is a messenger RNA of Synchytrium microbalum, 1635 nucleotides long. RefSeq lists its product as uncharacterized. The record is from RefSeq and is a predicted model, not a curated record. The transcript is spliced from 12 exons. Bases 1 to 1635 code for a protein of 544 amino acids. Gene Ontology annotation, molecular function: RNA binding. Gene Ontology annotation, biological process: mRNA processing. Gene Ontology annotation, cellular component: nucleus. Lineage: Eukaryota; Fungi; Chytridiomycota; Chytridiomycetes; Synchytriales; Synchytriaceae.
AUGGACGAAAUCGAGCAACUCUUGGAAGCUCCAUAUAUCAAGGAGGAAAAACCACGAAGAGAAGUCCCAAAAGAAGGCUCUGAACGAACAAUAUCAAAUGGUGACGAUACUCAUAUGGAUGUAGAUGCUGCGCCAACUGAUGAGCCUCCUUCUGACAGAAAGUCAAAAGAGAAUGGUGAUCAUGAAGGAAGUGGAUCUCACAGGUCCAGAUCUGGAGAACGUCGUCGACGACACCGUUCACGUUCCAGAUCCAAAGGCCGUUCUCGUCGUUCAAGUCGAUCUACCUCGCGUCACCGUCGUGGAAGUCGCUCUCCACGAAGGAGGAGCAGGGACAGACGUGACCGAGACAAAGGUGAUCGUGGAGACCGUGGUGACAGAGAACGAGAUGGUGGAGGACGAGAUAGAGGAGACCGUGAUCGUGAAAGAGAUCGUGAUCGUGCUUCUCGUCGUGAUCGUGAAAGAGGUGACCACUAUCAACCACAUUAUAGACGACCUCCAUCUCCGGCUCGAAGGGACUCUAGAGACCGUAGGAGAAGUACUUCCCGUGAUCGUCGUCGUAGUAAAUCUCAAGAAGUUAGUGAAUCCGAUCGUGAUCGUCGUACUAUAUUUGCUAGGCAACUGGCUGCCCGUCUCAAGGAACGUGAAUUGAAGGAUUUCUUGAGUGCCGCUGGCAAAGUCAGAGAUGUCAAAAUCAUCGUAGAUCGCAUAUCUGGUCGUUCCAAGGGUAUCGGGUAUGUCGAGUUUUAUGAUGAAGAAAGUGUCGCAAAAGCUAUUGAAAUGAACGGACAGAAACUAUUGGGUCUUCCUAUCUUGAUCGAGUUGACGGAAUCCGAAAAGAAUCGUCUUGCUGAACAAGCAGCUGGCAAGGAACCAAGCUUCAAUCGCUUAUACAUUGGGUCAUUGCAUUUCAAUAUUACCGAAGAAGACUUGCGAGCUGUUUUUGAACCAUUUGGUCCUCUUGAUUUAGUGCAAAUGCACAAGGAUGCUGAUACUGGUCGUUCUCGUGGAUUUGCAUUUGUCCAAUAUCGUAAAUCUGAAGAUGCAAAUCAAGCACUACAAAAGAUGAAUGGAUUCGAAUUGGCUGGUCGUCCACUUAAAGUCAACCUUGUCACGCAAGAUAAGCAAGCUCUUGGCCUUGCUACUGGCAGUGUUGGAGGCACCAAUGCUGCAAAUAACGGUCUGAACGCUUUUGCUAACCUGGAUGAUCAUGAUGGACCUGGUUUUGCAUUGAAUUCGCAUGCUAGGGCUGAAUUGAUGGCUAAGCUUGCUCGUGAUGAUACUAUACUUGGGUCACCAGCACCUGUUGCUGCACCUGUCAUACCAAAGAUCACCGUCCCUGUCAUUGCGACGAGAUGUGUGUUGCUGAAGAACAUGUUUGAUCCUAACGAAGAGUCUGAACCUAAUUGGGACAAGGAAAUCGAAGAGGAUGUCAAGGCCGAAUGCUCCAAGUUUGGGACAAUUUCGCACAUCUCAUUACAAAAAGAAACUGCUGGACAUAUUUACAUCAAAUUUUCACUUCCUUCAGAGACUCAGGCAUGCUUGUCAACCAUGAAUGGUCGAUACUUUGGUGGCAAACAGAUUUCGGCCACCUUUGUGCCAGAUCAGAUAUACAAUGCCCAAUUUAAACUCUCAUAA